Messenger RNA from Leptinotarsa decemlineata (Colorado potato beetle), 857 nucleotides. Its product is annotated as translocon-associated protein subunit delta-like. NCBI's taxonomy places the organism in Eukaryota, Metazoa, Arthropoda, Insecta, Coleoptera, Chrysomelidae. The record is from RefSeq and is a predicted model, not a curated record.
AAUGCUGACGUUUGCCGUGUUGUAACUUUUUUAAACAGGCGUUACAUGUGGUAUUUGGAACUGAAAGUGGUUUUAAGAUUUUUGGCAUGUUGUCGAUUGUCAUUAGUUACGUUUACAUUGCUAGAGUAGUGUAGUUGUAGUUCAUCCAAUCAUUAACCAUACAGAUCUUUUUGGAGAGAAAAAUCUAUUUAUCAGUUAGCUCCUUGUAUAAACAACAACAAUGCCACACUUUUAUUUGUUAAUUACUUAUUUGAUAAGUUUUUUUGCUGGUUUAUGUUCAAGUUGUUCCAACCCAGAGGUAACUUCAACAUCAUUCACAACUCUAGAUGCCACAAUAGUCUCCAAUAUUGCUUAUAUUUCUGAAUUUACUGUGAAAUGCAGCUCUGGCGUGGUUGGAAAUUUAUAUUCAGAAUUGGAUGGAAACAUAUCACCAGUUUCCAUUGUAGGAUCAAAUCAGUACCAAGUGAGCUGGACUGAAGAACCCAAAACAGCACGAAAAGGUGAACGCUUGUUGCGACUAUUUAAUGAAGAUGGUUACACUGCAUACCGGAAAGCAAUUCGAGCAAAAGAAGAUGUUUCAGCCGUACCUGCUCUGUUCACUGUUGUUGUGAACCAUCCAGGAGCAUUUAAUGGCCCAUGGUUAAAGUCUGAAUUCAUUGCUACAAUUCUAUCCCUUGUUAUUGCCUAUUUUGCUCUAGUAUCAAGAUCCAAAGUUGUUUCAUGAAUUUGUUAAUUAGUACUAGUUAUAAUUGUUAUUUUUCAGGAAAUAUUUAUAUCAUAUAAUUUCACAAUUGACACAUUUCAUUCUUAUAAUUUUUUGGAUUUUUUUAUUAAAAUAAAGAGAAAACCCAGUUUAU